Molecule: messenger RNA, 1224 nt
Organism: Baudoinia panamericana UAMH 10762
Lineage: Eukaryota; Fungi; Ascomycota; Dothideomycetes; Mycosphaerellales; Teratosphaeriaceae
Exons: 2
Coding region: 261-950 (229 amino acids)
Source: RefSeq, a predicted model, not a curated record
UCGACCGGGUCGUUUCUGUUGCUGGGUGACAUUAGCGCUUGCCUACCCGGAUGAGGCUCACUCACUAGGUUGAAGUCAAUGCGCUUGCUCUCAUAAGACAUCUUAUAUCUCACCUUGUGGUGUCCAUUUGCUCUAAUCGUCCUCAUCUCAUCAUCGAACAUAUCUCCUCACAGCCAGUUCUGCGCAUACAAGCAACAUCAGCUACGAAACAGAAUACCGUUCACACAAAGACUUCACCGAGACAGACUUACACCUCCAAUAUGCGCGCAUCCAUCCUGUUCGUCGCGCCAUUCGUGGCUGCUGCGUACGCUCAGAGCUCCGCUGCUGCCAACUCAACCGCCGUCGCUAUUUCCAGCGGAUCAACAACCAUCUCUACUACCGUCCCCUACUCCAAUGCCUUCACUUCGUACCUUACCAUGACCAACUCACUCGGCGUGGUAACGGGCAUGCCCAGCGUUGUCACUUCUCAACCCAGCGUUGUUACUUCUCAGGCCGCGUUGCCGCCAGCCGUGACCACCCAACCAACAGUUGCCACCAUACCCGCUGGGCUGCCCGUAGGCGUUACAUCUCUCGCGCAGAACAUCAGCGGCUCAGUCACCUACUUCGUCGUCAGCGUCGGCAGCUCAACAACGGCGGUCAUUGGUGGCGCAGCGGCAGGUGCAUCGGUAACCACCGGCGCAUCCGUUGGUGUGGCAAGUGGAAGUGUAAUUAGGAGUUCUGGCAGCGCUGCGAGCGGUGGUGCCGCGAGUGGCAGUGCAGCCUCGUCCGCUCGCGCUUCAUCGGGCUCCGCCGCCGGGUCUGCGUCAGGCUCUGCGACCACACGCGCAAGUGCGUCGGGCUCCUCAACUGCCUCUGCGAGCGCCAGCUCUUCGUCGGGAGCGGCUGAAACCCUUCACAUCGCUUCGGCUGGCCUCCUUGGCCUCGGCGCGCUCUUCGCUGCGCUUCUGUAAGAGUCUGUGGUGGUUGGUUCAAAAGCGAUGUUGGUAGAAGGGUGCAUCUAACGGAUUACGACUGCUCGCUAUUGUAUGUAUGCUGGCCUUUGUCUAGCGACUUGCAUGGUUGGCGCAUGGGCGGAAUGACAAUACCCGAGAAUGAGCGUAUCACAUACCACGUUUGGGUAGUCCAUAGCUUGUUAGUUGUACAUUGAAACGCCAUGUCUUCAUCUGAUCCCGCUGUUGCGCAAGACGGCUGCAGGGCUUCCGCCUCCGCAUCAGUAAACAACCC